AUGUCUUGCCUGAAGAAUGUUUUGGAAGAUGAGCUGGGCCGUGCUCCUACUGAGUUGAUGGAGGGACUGAUGGGCUUCCGUGAGCGGAAGGGCGUAGGCGCGGACGCCGUCGGCAAGGAGACGGGCGAGUCGGGCCUGCCGGCCGAGGAGGCGACCGAUCGCGACCUGCCGGCCGACCUCGCACGGCGACAGCUCGUCCCAGCGGGUCGUGAGCACCGGACGGGCCGGGACGAGGCUGUGCAACGGUCGGCUCGACCAACCCUCGGCCAGAUCCAGAUCCAACUCCUCCCAGAAGACCGGCUCCUCGGGCCGACGUUGUGGCCGCCCGGCCUCUGGCGCAGACGCCAACGCCAACGCCGACGCCGGCAGAUGAAAGCCUUCGGUGAGGAGGGUGGAAGAGGCGAGUGCCUCCCAUUCGUCACUGCUCCGCGUCGACGUCUGCCGACGCCGGCGAGGCGGCAGUGA
Molecule: messenger RNA, 465 nt
Organism: Protopolystoma xenopodis
Lineage: Eukaryota; Metazoa; Platyhelminthes; Monogenea; Polystomatidea; Polystomatidae
Source: the annotation of a GenBank genome assembly